ACUUGAACCAUUCUCAUCGCGCCUUUACGAACACCUCGCUCCCAUGGUUGUCUUGGACCCGUUCGCAGCGGCCUCCAAGCCAAUGCCAAACUGGGACACCAUUCCCUCAAACCCCCUCCGUUUUGCUGCAACCUUGCAUUCUGUGGAUGUCAACACGCAUCACCCAACACCCUCGUCAGUCUCGUCGUCCCAGAAGUUGCCUCGACCUAGGCGACCAAACGACGCCUUUCCGUCAUCGUCUUCAAAAUCCAACGCCAAGCACGCGAAAACCCACAGUUGGGCCGCUUCCACCUCAUCACACCAUGGCGCAGUCGGCAGCGACGAGUGGAUGGAGGAGAGGGUAGCCCAGUGUGUCGACAAUGCCAAGAGUGACCUCAUUAUUCAAGAUUUUGGGCUUCAGUCUCUGUCAACCAAGAUCGCCGACUUGCGGGACCUGGUCACACUCUCUCACCUUCGCUCUCCUACCGCAUCACCAUCGUUUCCUCGACCUUCAUCGCCCUUGUCGCCUUCAUUGGGCCCCGCCUCUCCUUUUAUCAGAGACCUGCGGUCUCCAACAUUGCACCAUCUGGCACCGAGCGACCGUGGGUUCUCGCGAACUCAGUCUGCCCCUGCAUCCGCCGCCUUCUUCACUACACUUCGACAGGAUGAUACUUCAGCGCGCCCGAGGCCAAGUAACGCACUUCUUCCUGCAGUGGCCAUCCAGGCCCCAGGCUCUGUGACACCAGCUGCUGCUAGUGUUGUUGGAAGUUCAGCGCUGGUACCAAACAGCACAACCUCUGGACGGCAGUUUAGUCGAAGCAAGACAGGGGGAGUGCUCCGAAACCAACUGCGGCCUGACCAGCGAAGGUCCGCCCCCGACAUUGGCGUCUACGCAAGUCAAAACCUUCUCGUCAGCCUUCCCAGUGCCCUGUUUGACAUCCGAAAUCUCACGGUGCUGAGUCUGCGGAGCAACAGGCUGCAGUCACUUCCUGCUGCUAUCGGCGAACUUCGGCAUCUGAAGGAGUUGAAUAUCAGUAACAAUCUCAUUCGUUAUCUUCCCUCCACAAUCUUGGAUUUGUCUCUUGAGCAGUUCUCCGCGCACCCCAAUCGCUGGAUCGAGGCCCCCCUCGAUGCUCCCAAGAGCACGAAAUCUCCAGCUGUCGGCAGCCGCAACUCGCUUAUCACUGCGCCAACUCGAUUGCUCACUCAGAGUGGCCCGGUUCCAACGCUGGCCGCCCUCUGCAUGACCGUGCUCUUGUCGCCUCGACCACCGUCCAAUUUGGCCCCCUUGAUCGACUGUUACAACUGGGACGAAUGCCGUGUCCGUGGACAACAUCCCCUUCUCGACCCGCACAUCUUGAGUCACAGCAUGCCUCCGAGCUUCGGUGUAGAGGAGCUGGGACGAAUCCUUCAGAGCGUGAAGAGUGCUUGUUCAAGUCGAGCACAGACGGGACGAUUCACUGAUCCAUUCCCUCACUCAUACCGAGUCCCCCCUCCGGAUGACGCGGCUGAGAACCCCUACUUUUCUCCUUGCCCAUCUCCGCGGCACUGGAAUGAGAACGAUAUUGUCGACAAUCUCAACUCUCAGUCACGUCGCAUCUUUUUGCAUGCUGCAGAAGAACGGUUUCAAUGGCGAGAGGUCGCCAACGUAUCCAAUCUGCCCAUUCGCUGGCUGGGGUGCUCGCCAGGAUGUUUAGAGUUCUUAGACGAUGAAGACGAAGAAGAAGAGUGGCCAACUUUCGAGGUCACCGUCAGUCGCCUUGAUUGA
Molecule: messenger RNA, 1747 nt
Organism: Vanrija pseudolonga
Lineage: Eukaryota; Fungi; Basidiomycota; Tremellomycetes; Trichosporonales; Trichosporonaceae
Gene: LRCH1
Product: Leucine-rich repeat and calponin y domain-containing protein 1
Exons: 6
Coding region: 44-1747 (567 amino acids)
Biological process (GO): transmembrane transport
Cellular component (GO): membrane
Molecular function (GO): protein binding
Source: RefSeq, a predicted model, not a curated record